Messenger RNA from Andrographis paniculata, 2158 nucleotides. RefSeq names its product putative pentatricopeptide repeat-containing protein At1g09680. Lineage: Eukaryota; Viridiplantae; Streptophyta; Magnoliopsida; Lamiales; Acanthaceae. Bases 39 to 1850 code for a protein of 603 amino acids. The record is from RefSeq and is a predicted model, not a curated record. Gene Ontology annotation, molecular function: protein binding. The transcript has a single exon.
ACCUUCUAAAAACGCACGAACAGCGUCAAAAAUUCCAAAUGGCCACGACGCCAAUCCGUCAGCGUCUCCUUCCUUGCGUCCGCCGGCGCCGCCGCUUUUUCUCCGCCUCCGCCUGGUACACCCCGCCGGUGUGGUUCCGGAAUUCACCUCUCUGUGAUACAGACCCCAUCCUUACCGAUCUUUCUCAAGCCAUCCAAAACUCCCAAUCGAAAUCUAUCCAAGCAUCGCUUAAACAUCUCCUCCCUUCUCUGAAGCCCCAUCAUAUCAUAAACCUCAUCACCCAAAACCCUCACUCUCUCUCUCCUCUCUCUCUCUACAAUUUCUUCACAUGGCUGUCAUCUCCCGGCUUUUCCCCCUUCCGCCACACUCUCCACACCUACUGCACCAUGAUCCACUUCCUAUGUUCACACCAAUUAACGACAGAGGCCAAGACCUUGUUGCAGACUGUGGUUUCGAGGAAAGGGAAGGAUUCGGCGCCGGAGGUUUUCACGGCAAUAAUUGAAUCCAAAGGUACACUGAGAUCGGAUGCGUAUGUUUUCUCAGGAUUGAUGGUUGCAUAUUUAGAAUCCGGAUUUGCUCUAGACGCUAUUGAGAUUUUUAGGUCGGCUAGAAAGCAUAGAAUUAGGGUUCCAUUCGAUAGCUGUUGCAAGGUGCUCGACCAUUUGAUGAAGCUGAAGCAUUUCCAUUUAGUUUGGGAAUUCUACAACGAGGUUUUGGAAUGUGGUUAUCCUCCGAGUUUAUAUUUCUUUAACAAUUUGAUGCACAGAUUUAGCAUACAAUGCGAAAUUGAGGAAGCUUUAGCUGUUUUCGAAGCUAUCCGGAGAUGGGGUUUGAGGCCUAGUGUUGUUAGUUUCAAUACAUUAAUGAAUGGUUAUGUUAGGAUGGGUGAUCUUGAUGAAGUAUUUAGGCUAAAAGAAAAAAUGCAGGAUGAUAGAAUUCUUCCCGAUGUUUAUACUUAUAGCCUUUUGAUCAACGGGUUGUGUAGGGAGCGAAGAAUGGAUGAAGCCAGCGAGUUUUUCAAUGAAAUGUGGGGCUAUGGAUUGGUCCCGAAUGGUGUUACUUUCACUACGAUGAUCGAUGGGCAUUGCAAGAACGGCCGUGUCGAUUUGGCUAUGGACAUGUAUAAGCGCAUGUUGGCACAGGGAUUAUCCCCUGAUGUUGUUACCUACAAUUCCCUCAUUAAUGGCCUCUGCAAAAAUGGAGAUUUGAAAGAAGCACAUGAUCUUGUUGAUGAGAUGGACAAGAAGGGAUUGAAGCCAGAUAAAGUUACAUACACAACCCUAAUCGAUGGAAACUGUAAGGCGGGAUAUUUGGAUGCCGCAAUUGGGAUUAAGGAAAAAAUGAGCAAGGAAAGUAUUCUGCUCGACAAUGUGGCCUACACAGCUCUUAUUUCUGGUUUGUGUAUCGAAGGGCGAGUGGAAGAUGCUGAUAGAACGAUGAGGGAGAUGUUGAGAGUGGACCUCAAACCUGAUGACAAAGUGUAUACAAUGGUCAUUCAUGAGUUUUGUAAGAAAGGAGAUCUUCGAAUGGCUUCGAAGUUACUAAAGGAGAUGCAGAAAGAUGGGCGUAAAAUAUCCGUCAUCACUUACAACGCGCUCAUCAAUGGCUAUUGCAAACAAGGACAGUUGCACAAUGCCAAUAUGCUCCUAAACGCGAUGCUAAAUCUCGGUGUCAUUCCCGAUGAUAUAACAUAUAACAUCUUGCUCGAAGGCUAUUGUAGAUACCGCAAUGGCGAAGAUGUCGCCAAACUCCGUGGCGCAAAAGGGCUUGUUCUCAACUAUGCUUCAUACACUUCGAUGAUAAGUAGCUUAAGCAGUAAAGAAUCGAAGCACAGUUCCAAGGGAUGGUAAAUAUACUUCUAUUUCUUUUAUUUGAUUUUUUUUUUUUUUUUUUUUUUCGUUCGAUAAGGAUAUUUUUUAGUCUCUAGAUUUGAUGAUGUUCUCUGCUUUAUGACAUGUCGACUUGUCCUUGCACUUGUAUUGAAUUAAAUACCUUUGUUUAACAAAUACUAAUACAAUUAGGUAUUAUAAAUAGAGUUUUGCCAUUGUUGACACCAAACAAGCAAGAGGAGCAGCUCUGAAGCUUUGAUAUUAGCAUAAUAUUUUUCGUCUUUGUCCAUUGGACUGACAGUGGGUUUCUUUUUAAACUAAUGAAUAAA